CCCGAAGACAACCCCGCCGACAAAACCUUCAUCCAAAAACACAUGCUCAACGACCCAACCAUCCAAGCCCUAAGCUACCCGCGUCGCAAAGGCCCUCGACCCCAAACCCACGCCGAACAAUUCAUCAAACACCUCCAAGCCUCCCUCUUAAGCGUGAUCAUUUGUCUCCGUCCAACCACCGAGGAAACCACCGAACCCGUUCCCAUCGGGACAUUGACUCUCUCUAAUCCAUGGGGUCCAGAUGCGAGUCAUCACCUCCACGCCACACUGGGGACUUCACUAGCGGAGAAGUAUCGUGGACAGGGAUACGGCGGGGAGGCGAUUAACUGGGCGCUGGAUUGGGCGUUUUUGCAUGCGGGAUUGCAUCGGGUGGGGUUGACUGCGUUUGGGUUUAAUGAUGGGGCGGCGAAGUUGUAUCGGAAAUUGGGGUUUGUGGAGGAGGGGAGGGAGAGAGAGGUGAUGUGGCAUUCCAGGGGGUGGUGGGAUGUGAUUCAUUUUGGGAUUUUGGAGGGCGAGUGGGAGGUUUUGAGGGGGUUGAAGGAGAAAUCUGAUGGAAAGUGA
Messenger RNA from Aspergillus sclerotioniger CBS 115572, 561 nucleotides. Its product is annotated as GNAT family N-acetyltransferase. The transcript has a single exon. The annotation marks the transcript as partial. NCBI's taxonomy places the organism in Eukaryota, Fungi, Ascomycota, Eurotiomycetes, Eurotiales, Aspergillaceae. The record is from RefSeq and is a predicted model, not a curated record. Gene Ontology annotation, molecular function: acyltransferase activity, transferring groups other than amino-acyl groups.